This is a messenger RNA of Pangasianodon hypophthalmus (striped catfish), 1157 nucleotides long. Its product is annotated as membrane-spanning 4-domains subfamily A member 4A. NCBI's taxonomy places the organism in Eukaryota, Metazoa, Chordata, Actinopteri, Siluriformes, Pangasiidae. Gene Ontology annotation, cellular component: membrane. The record is from RefSeq and is a predicted model, not a curated record. The transcript has 7 exons. Bases 89 to 787 code for a protein of 232 amino acids.
UCUUGACUGGCUCACAAGUCAAACGCAGCCAAGCAUCAAAAACACAAGCAAGGUCUUUCAUCAGCACGAGAACCAACUCCUCAUCAUCAUGACCCCUGUAACAGCUCCAGCUGAUACCCGACUCUCCCGAUGCACGGCUUAUCUGAAAGGCGAACCCAAAGCAUUGGGGACUGUGCAGAUCAUGAUCGGAACCACAAUUUUCUUGUUCGGUAUCAUUUUAACCUCGUUUGCUCUUACACCAGGGAUCAUCAGUGGUAUUGCUCUGUGGGGAUCGCUUAUCUUUAUAAGUUCUGGUGCUCUGUCGGUUGCUGCAGCAAACCACUAUAGUUCCUGUGUGGUGAAAGCCUCAUUGGGAAUGAAUGUGUUCAGUGCUGUGGCUGCAGCUUUCGCUGUCAUUCUGUUCUCAGUGGACAUGGCGCUUGGGGUUAUGUUCAUUCCCUGGUGUCGCACCUAUAACUCUGGCCGCUAUAACUCUGACCACUAUAACUCUGACCACUAUUACUCUGGCCACUAUUACUCUGACAGUUACUACAGAUGUAAUCAUACCAUUCUCUCUAUGUGGCAUGGAAUCUAUGGAGUGCUGGUGGCUUUCUCUCUGCUUGAGUUCAUCAUUUCUAUCUGCACUUCUGCGUUCGCCUGUAAGGCCACCUGCUGCACUGAAACUACACCGAUGUAUUCACAGCCGAUGUAUUCACAGCAGAUGAAUUCACAGCAGAUGUACAAUCCUGCCUUCUACAACCCACAGGUUCCUCUUCAGUCAUCCGUAGUCACCUACAACAAUGUUUAAAUUAUGGCUCAGUUAUUUUCUGAAACUUGGUGUACUUUCGCAGUCAAAUCUUGCUUCUCUGUAGUGUUUAAGAUUCACACUGGUUAUCACAUGUCUGUAAAUUAUAUAGACAUAUUUCUAAAACUAUAAAUGUGAACAAAUUAGUGUGAUGUAAUGAUGACUUUUUUCUUUUUUUAACCUGUAUGAUUAAUGUUAAUAAACUUUCUGCAUGGUCAAAAUGGUAAUACCUUCUACACAUUCUUCUCUUUCGAUGACAUACACAUCAGAAUGACGUGUCAAUCCAUUGUGUAAAAAUAGACAUAUUUGAUUCACACCACAGCACUCUUGAGUUCUGGUUAGUCAGAAGGUGUUUUCUAUAACAGCAGCUCUG